GCGCUCCCGCGGGCGAUCGCGGGUCCGGGGUGCGCGCGGGGGGCGGCGGGGCCCGGUGUGAAUCUGCGUAGCAGCCGGGCCCGGCGCAGCCGCGGGGGGACGAGCUCCCUCCCGGCUCUGCUGCAGCCGGGCCGGAGGGGGCAGCGCCGCCCGCACAGGCCUCCGAGACCCGGGCGGCGGGGCACUGCAGACCGACCCCGAGGGAGGCGGGGUGCGCACCCACAGGGGCCCUGGGGCCUGCCCUCGGGGCGGCGCCAAGAUGGGGAGACUGAGGCAGAUGGAUGGAGAGAUGGAGGUGGCCAGACAGGCGGACACGGGAAAGGGUGGGGAGAGAGCCCCGCAGAGGACAGCGGCGGGGAAGACAGAGAGUCAUUGAGCAGACAGACAGACAGACAGACAAGCACAAGUCUGCAGAGGGACGAAGGAUGAAGACGAACAGAUGCCAAGAACCUGAGAGGGGUCUCGGGACUGAGCUCAAGACAGAACUGAGUCGAAGAGCCCCCAGCUCCUGGGGUGCCCCUCCACCUAACAUCCCAGACUGGGUCCUGGCCAAAAGGAAGCUUCCGGACACCCCGAGCUGACCCAUCUCUCUGGCCUCCGAGUAGCCUCACUCUGUUCAUCGUGGAGCCCCUUUCCAUAUGGUGUUGGAAGGCAACCCGGAAGUGGGGUCUCCGCGAACCUCAGACCUCCUGCACUCGGUGAGCCAGGGCCCUUGCGCCCUCUCUUCUCCCUGCGAAGGAGCGCAGCCAGGCGAGAAGCCCAUCAAGUAUGGCGAACUCAUCGUCCUGGGAUGCUGUGAGACAGGAGGUGAGGAAACCGAGGCUCAGAGAGGGGAAGUGACUGGCCCAAGGGCACACAGCUGCUAUAACGGCUGUCUGGCAAGUGGGGACAAGGGCCACCGGCGAAGCCGCCUGGCACUGAGCCGCCGGCCACAUGCCAACGGAGUGAAGCCUGAUGUCAUGCACCACAUCUCCACGCCGCUCGUCUCCAAGGCCCUGAGCAACCGCGGCCAGCACAGCAUCUCCUUUACGCUGUCCCGGAGCCACUCGGUCAUCGUUGAGUACACACACGACAGCGACACCGACAUGUUCCAGAUUGGCCGCUCCACAGAGAACAUGAUUGACUUCGUGGUGACAGACACGUCCCCAGGAGGGAGCACCACUGAGGGCCCUUCUGCCCAGAGCACCAUCUCCCGCUACGCCUGCCGCAUCCUCUGUGACCGCCGGCCACCCUAUACUGCCCGCGUCUACGCCGCUGGCUUCGAUGCCUCCAGCAACAUCUUUCUUGGGGAACGGGCGGCCAAGUGGCGGACCCCCGAUGGCCUCAUGGAUGGUCUGACCACCAACGGGGUCCUGGUGAUGCACCCGGCAGGCGGCUUCUCUGAGGACUCAGCCCCCGGUGCCUGGCGGGAGAUCUCGGUCUGCGGGAACGUCUACACCCUGCGGGACAGCCGCUCAGCACAGCAGCGGGGCAAGCUGGUGGAGAACGAAACCAACGUGCUGCAGGACGGCUCGCUCAUCGACCUGUGUGGGGCCACGCUGCUGUGGCGCACACCGGCCGGGCUGCUGCGGGCACCCACGCUCAAGCAGCUGGAGGCACAGCGGCAGGAGGCCAACGCGGCACGGCCACAGUGCCCAGUGGGGCUGAGCACACUGGCCUUCCCCAGCCCGGCCCGCGGCCGCACAGCCCCCGACAAGCAGCAGCCCUGGGUCUACGUCCGUUGCGGCCACGUCCACGGCUACCACGGCUGGGGCUGCCGGCGCGAGCGGGGCCAACAGGAGCGCGAGUGCCCGCUGUGCCGCCUGGUGGGGCCCUACGUGCCGCUGUGGCUGGGCCAGGAGGCCGGCCUGUGCCUGGACCCCGGGCCACCCAGCCAUGCCUUCGCGCCCUGCGGUCAUGUCUGCUCCGAGAAGACUGCCCGCUACUGGGCACAGACGCCGCUGCCCCAUGGCACCCACGCCUUCCAUGCCGCCUGCCCCUUCUGCGGGGCCUGGCUGACCGGCGAGCACGGCUGCGUGCGCCUCAUCUUCCAGGGGCCGCUGGACUAGCCCCCGGGACCCCCGCCUCCCACAGCCCCGGGGAGCUCUGCAUGUGGGACUCGCCCACCAGACAGACACACUGGAUGGACCCCCUGCCCGUCCCCCUGAACGCUGGCACCGCCACACCAGCCGGAGUGAUGGCUCCCCCAACACUGGCUCUGUCUUGGGCUGAUGGAGGGGAGCCUGCUGCGGUGCCACAGCCCACGUCCUGCCGCGACACUGUGCUCCUGGGGAAGUGAAAGGGCCCCUUCCCCGACUCCCAGCUUAGGCCCCGGUUCCUCCCCCUGCCCCACCCCCACCCCUGGCUCCUCUGUAAACCUGCUCAGCUGCCCUCACACCCCCUGCCCGCAUGUGUGCAAUGCCACCUGCCACCCAACAAGUGACCGCAUGCUGGACAGCAGCUGGGACUAGCCUCUGCUGGGGACACCGCGCCAGACUCCAAGCACAUGGACUCAAGGGGCCCAGCCAUGAUGGAGCCCAGUUCCCUGCUGAGUGGGAUCCCCGGUCUCUGGGAAGACUGAGCAGAUGGUCACAUGGCUUCCAGUGUGCAAGGACCAGAGGGUGGCUGGGCUGUGGAGUGGGUCUCAUGAGGGCGGGGCAGUGCCGUGAGGACCCUGACCUUGAUGUCCACUGGCAGGGAGGCCCAUCACAGUCUCAGAGGGAAGCAAUCCUGAUGGAGAGAGAGAUCCCAAGUGGAGGCUGGGCUGCAUGGGGAGGGGGAGCUGGAGCAAGACAUGGGCCAUGUCGAACAUGCUGGGGGGAAGAGGAUGGAGACCUUUUUGUGGAUAGUUGGGGGUGGAGGGCGUAGAGCGGGUGGUGGUUCCAGAGCCUUGGCUGUGAUGCAAGGGCUAUGCCACUCAGUGCCCACUGUGUGCCCGCACUGUGCUAACAACAAUAAUAAGUCUUCACCCGGCACGGCAGGCACCAUG
Molecule: messenger RNA, 2968 nt
Organism: Erinaceus europaeus (western European hedgehog)
Lineage: Eukaryota; Metazoa; Chordata; Mammalia; Eulipotyphla; Erinaceidae
Gene: PELI3
Product: pellino E3 ubiquitin protein ligase family member 3
Exons: 8
Coding region: 639-2048 (469 amino acids)
Biological process (GO): protein K63-linked ubiquitination; regulation of Toll signaling pathway
Molecular function (GO): ubiquitin protein ligase activity; protein binding
Source: RefSeq, a predicted model, not a curated record